AUGUGCUGCUAAAAGAAAAGAUCAAAGAAUAACAACCAGAGGACAAGGGGGAAUUCAAAGCUGGGAAGAUGAGUUCAUGCAGCAACAUCUGUGGGUCCAAGCCAGCACAGGCUGCCACCGAGGGCGGGCACCAGCGCUAUGGAGUGCGGUCCUACCUGCACCAGUUUUAUGAGGACUGUACAGCCUCAAUCUGGGAGUAUGAGGAUGAUUUCCAGAUCCAGAGAUCACCUAACAGGUGGAGCUCAGUAUUCUGGAAGGUCGGACUCAUCUCAGGCACAGUGUUCGUGAUUCUUGGAUUGACUGUUCUGGCCGUGGGCUUUCUUGUUCCUCCAAAAAUCGAAGCAUUUGGCGAAGCUGAUUUUGUGGUGGUCGACACACAGGCAGUGCACUUUAACAGUGCCCUUGACAUGUGCAAGCUGGCAGGAGCUGUCCUCUUCGGCGUUGGAGGCAUGUCCAUGGCUGGAUGCCUGCUCAUGUCAGUCUUUGCCAAAAGCUACUCUAAAGAAGAAAAAUUCCUUCAGCAAAAGUUUAAAGAACGAAUUGCAGAUAUCAAAGCUCAUGCCCAACCCAUUACUAAAGCUCCAGGCCCAGGAGAAACAAAGAUUCCAGUCACUUUGUCCAGGGUUCAAAAUGUCCAACCUCUAUCAGCAACCUGAAAUUUCUCCCCAACUCAUUUAUUCUUCCCUUCUCUGAUCUGCAC
Perognathus longimembris pacificus (Pacific pocket mouse) is the source of this 700-nucleotide messenger RNA. It is a transcript of the gene Nrsn1, whose product is annotated as neurensin 1. Lineage: Eukaryota; Metazoa; Chordata; Mammalia; Rodentia; Heteromyidae. The record is from RefSeq and is a predicted model, not a curated record. Gene Ontology annotation, biological process: nervous system development. The transcript has 3 exons. Bases 69 to 656 code for a protein of 195 amino acids. Gene Ontology annotation, cellular component: neuron projection; neuronal cell body; transport vesicle.